AGUGAAGUUAAACUACUGGAGGAUAAUGACACAACAGAUGAUGACUCGCCAGAUGAAGCUACGGUCCAUGAGGAGCAGGUUGCGGAUGAAAAUCGAUUUCAAGAAUUUGAAGAUCAGGCUGGGCGGGACUCAGAUGAUUUGCAUAACAAAUGCAACGAAAAGAUCGUGUCUUUGGAGAAUCAAAUUUCUAAGUUAUCCGAAGAAAUAAUUACGUUGAAGGACCACACAGCACGGUUGGAGAAGCAGAACUGGAUGCUGCAGGUCAAAAUCGUGCAGGACAAUGACAAGCGUACAUUGUUCACUGUAAACACGGAAAAAGACGGCUAUCCGUCUCCUGAGUGGCUAAUAAAAGCUUCAACCGUUGCAAAUGACAGCGAUUAUCUUUUCGUAAAGGAGUUAAUGCUAUUUUUAUGGCCAAAAGGCAUAGACCGCCAUGCCACAACAUCUGGGCGUACUUCGAACAACCCAAAAGGAGCCAAAAAGGUGCAAACUGAUACGGAGGAAACGGCCGGCCCCUCAAAGAAAGCCUCGACAGCAGCUUCGGGUGAUCCGUCUGUUCAGAUCGAUCCAGAGAAGGUGAACUUCAUUAAAGAUUGCUUGUUCCAGCGCCGGGAGAUUCUCGGUGACGACCAUGGGAUGGCAAACUCACUUGCCAAGAAGGCAGUCCAGCACAUCAAUCGGGUACUAGCGAACAACCCAAAUAUGAAGAAUAACAACAAAAUCUAAGUUUUUAUUUUCCUCUACACGCACGUUGUGUAUAAUGUUUGAAAAUGUGUCAUAAUAUUUUACCCAUAAGUGGAAUGUCAAAUAACUGACUGAACUAAGACGGAUUUUUAAUUUGUUAUCGAAUAAAAGUUGAUAUCAUCCAAAUCAUCAUUUCUUAUUGAACUUUUGAGCAAAAUGACAAAAAUAACAAAAAAUUCAAUGAGGUAUUGGUUUGUUAUUCCAUAGCUGAUAAAUAACUGAUUCAGGUAUUGAUUUGUAGUUUUAGGAAUACUUCAAUGCGUUAUUACCUUGUUAUUCAAUACCUACGCAAUAACACGUUUUGUUAUUACAGGUCAAAGUUUUCCAGUUAUUAUUCAAGUAUGCUAAUAACUGAGUGAGUUAUUCACUUAGUAUUCGUAGAAUAUGAUCGAGGUAUUAUUUUAGGUAUUUUACCUCUUAUGCAGGGCUAAAUAAUACCUCGACGAAGUAUUCAGAUAUUAUGCUCAAAAUAACAGAAUGAGGUAUUAUUGAGCAAUUUUCUCCUGCUCG
Aedes albopictus (Asian tiger mosquito) is the source of this 1254-nucleotide messenger RNA. RefSeq lists its product as uncharacterized. The transcript is spliced from 2 exons. Bases 253 to 726 code for a protein of 157 amino acids. The record is from RefSeq and is a predicted model, not a curated record. Lineage: Eukaryota; Metazoa; Arthropoda; Insecta; Diptera; Culicidae.